Messenger RNA from Chironomus riparius, 806 nucleotides. NCBI's taxonomy places the organism in Eukaryota, Metazoa, Arthropoda, Insecta, Diptera, Chironomidae. The record is from the annotation of a GenBank genome assembly.
AAAGUACUGAAUUUUUGUUGAUAUUGACUUCAGUUAAUUAUAUUCUCAGUAAUUUACAAGUGAUUUAUGCUCUAUGGAGAGCUGAAAAGAGGCAGUAAUUAAUAGAAUAAUAAUCAUUAACCAUCACAAUAUAAUUCGCAAUCCAAAUAAGCAACAGAAACUCAUAGGAAAAGUGAAAAAUAUUAAAAAUUUAAAAGUGGCUAAUGUUUAUGGAUUUAAUCAUAUCUAGUAUUUAAUUAAUUAAUAGUGAGACAAUAUGACUAAUGUUGGAUUCCGUAAAAGGUCAAGGUCGCGUGAAGACUUUAAUGAAGAGUUCCCACUGUCCAAAAGAAUCAAUAAUUUGCAGAUAUCAGGGGAGUUUAGAUUUACACAAAUUCCAUUAAAUCAGCACAUACAACAGCCAGAAGAGACACAACAACCAAACCAGCAUAAUGCAAUGCCAACAUAUAAUCCAGAACUGACAUUUGAGGAGAAUCCAGUCUACUUCCGUGAGAAUAAUGUCCUCUAUGAUCUUUACCUUGAAAGAAUGCGAAGGAACAACAAGGAUCCAGUGCUUUAAAUUAUUAAGUUCUUAUCUCAUUCUCAAAAUGCUAAUCCUUUAUACUAUAUAUUUUAUAUUAAGAACAGUCCAAAGAAUUUUGUGUCUCAUUUGCGAACCUAUCUGUUUUUUGAACUUAAAUAAGAUGUUGCUGUAUUAUCAAUUUCGUGUGAUAACUAAGUGCGUACGUUCAAGUUUUGAAAAUUUGGCAUUGACUAAUUGAACGAGAAUUUUUGAAAUUUGAUACGAUUAAUAAAACAAUGUCCUU